UUUUUUAUUCUUAUAGAGAGAGGGAUAAUACCCAAACCCGAAUUAUUAGUCUCACACGCUCCGAUUCGUUGAUUGCCAUCAACAAAAUCGACUUCACCGUCGGAAAUCAGGAUCAAACGUCCCAGACGAAACCCUAGAUGGAUCUCCUCAAACAAGAACUCCUCAAGAAACGCCAAUCCCUGGCUCAAGACACCGGCGGGAAACGAGUGUUCAAGCGAUCUGAAAUCCAACAGAAGGAAAUUCAAAAGCUCCGCGAACAAGAAAAACGCGAACUCGAAGCCAAAGCCCAACGCCAAACAGCAGCCGCUGCCACAAACACAACAUCCACUACAUCCAACUCCGCUUCAUCCACCGCGACAACAACAGCCACCACUUCCACAUCCACCGCCACCACAUCCAAAUCCCUAACCGACGAGCAAAAUAUCGAUAACCUUGUCCUCCCUAAACAAGAGGUCAUCCGCCGCCUUCGAUUCCUAAAACAGCCCAUCACUCUUUUCGGAGAAGAUGAUGCUGCUCGUCUCGACAGGUUGAAGUACGUUUUGAAGGCUGGAAUCUUUGAGGUCGAUAGCGACAUGACUGAAGGGCAAACCAAUGACUUUUUGCGUGAUAUUGCGGAGCUGAGGAAGAGGCAGAAGACUGGAAUUCCGAGCGAGAGGAAGAGAAAGGAUAGGGAGGAAGGAGGGGGAGAAGAUGGAGAGGUAGGGGAAGGAGAAGGAGAGCUGAGUGCCGAUGGUGGGUCCAGUGGGGUCGAUGCUGAUAAGGAUUUGAAGCGAAUGAAGGCCAAUUUUGAAGAGUUGUGUGAUGAGGAUAAAAUUUUGGUGUUCUUCAAAAGGUUGUUGAAUGAAUGGAAACAGGAAUUGGAUGAGAUGUCUGAAGCAGAGAAGCGUACGGCUAAAGGGAAGUCAAUGGUUGCUACGUUUAAGCAGUGCGCAAGGUAUUUGACUCCGUUGUUCAAGUUUUGCAGGAAGAAGGUGCUUCCUGAUGAUAUUCGCCAAGCCCUGCUAGUGGUGGUUGAGUGCUGCAUGAAGAGAGACUACCUAGCUGCCAUGGAUCAUUAUAUUAAGCUUGCAAUUGGUAAUGCACCGUGGCCAAUUGGUGUCACUAUGGUUGGUAUUCAUGAACGCUCAGCCCGUGAGAAGAUUUACACCAACAGCGUUGCCCACAUUAUGAAUGAUGAGACCACCCGCAAAUACUUACAGUCUGUUAAGAGACUGAUGACUUUUUGCCAACGGCGCUAUCCAACUGUUCCGUCUAAAGCAGUAGAAUUCAACAGCUUGGCAAAUGGCAGUGAUUUACAUUCUUUACUGGCAGAAGAGAGGUCUUCUGGCGGUAAUCAGGCUUCAGAUGGAAGGCUUAGAUUAAUGCCUGCUCCAGAAGAGAAUUAGGUAUUAAUUGUAUAAUAAUUUUCCUGUACAAUAUUAUAAUGCCACCAGUUGUUUAAUGCUUUGGAAUGCAUUGAGGUUACACACAUCUGAAACCUUGUCUCAGUUGUUAUUUAAGUUUAGCAAGGCUAAAGCAUUUGCUUGAAGUGAAUAUCAAGAAGUAGAGAAAAACACAGAAAGCAGCAUGAUGGGCAAUUUCUACAUUUUAGCUGGAACCAUUUAUGGAAUUUGAUGCUGGGUUUUCAGGGCAUUUUCUGUAUCCCCUGAUAUAAUUGGAAAUUCUGGGAUUGGCUCAUUUGAUGCCCUCCUUUCAUAAAAAUAUGUUAUAUGUAUAUUUUUAUGUGUCGUGAAUGCUCGCGCUCAAUGAUUGAUGAUGGGGAUACGCUGGAAUGAUUUUCAUGAAGCAUUCUUACUUUGGAGCA
Jatropha curcas is the source of this 1804-nucleotide messenger RNA. Its product is annotated as splicing factor Prp18 family protein. Gene Ontology annotation, cellular component: U2-type post-spliceosomal complex; U5 snRNP; U4/U6 x U5 tri-snRNP complex. NCBI's taxonomy places the organism in Eukaryota, Viridiplantae, Streptophyta, Magnoliopsida, Malpighiales, Euphorbiaceae. The record is from RefSeq and is a predicted model, not a curated record. Gene Ontology annotation, biological process: RNA splicing; generation of catalytic spliceosome for second transesterification step.